Molecule: messenger RNA, 6339 nt
Organism: Esox lucius (northern pike)
Lineage: Eukaryota; Metazoa; Chordata; Actinopteri; Esociformes; Esocidae
Gene: tdrd6b
Product: tudor domain-containing protein 6
Exons: 4
Coding region: 203-5491 (1762 amino acids)
Biological process (GO): spermatogenesis
Source: RefSeq, a predicted model, not a curated record
GGAACCACUGACAUAGUGGAACGCUCCCAUUGAAAUUACGCGAGAUUGUACUGCUUUUCAGUGAUUAACCUCAAUAAAAGCUAAUUAGGGGAGGUGGUGAAUUACGAGAUCGCGUUCGUGUGGAUGGAAGUGAGGAUUUCCGAUACAUCACAAUGAAGUUAAGCUUGUUUAAUUGAGAUCUGAGGUCCUGAUUUUCUACAACAUGUGUUCUAUUCCUGGACUACCAAUACCAGGAUCCCAAGUAUCAGUUCUCAUCACAAGGGUAAACCUAAAUCCUAUCUGUGCUCUAGUGGAAUUGUGGGGAAACUUUUUUCAAGAAAGGAGAAAUGCUUAUCAGCAAAUGAGAAAGGAAAUUCAGAUUUCCAUAAAGAUGUUUUUUAAAUCCGAGGGAAACCCUGGAGACCUGUGUCUAGCUCAUCUUAAUGAAACCUGGCACAGGGCUAGAAUAAUAUCAAAACAUGAGCAGCGUUACAAUGUGUUUCUCAUUGAUGAAGGGAUAUAUCAAGUUGCUUCAAGCAAUGCCUUAGCAUGGGGUCAGAAGGAAUGUUUUACUUUACCCGCAGAAGUGGAGUUCUGUGUUCUUGCCAAUGUGUUCCCCUUAUCUCAUGAAACCAAAUGGACUCCAAGCGCCUCAGAUUUUUUAGAGUCUCUUUGUGGUAAAACAUUCAGUGGAAUGGUGCAGGAUAUAUUGCCGGACAGAACAGUCCUCCUUUAUAUUCCGACUGUUAACCGACAUAUGUAUGAAGUCGGCUUUGCCAGAAAUCUCCACAGUGAGAAAUUCAAACAACUUGUUAUAUCAUCGCUCAACUUGCCAAAGAGCAAAGCCUUGUUGACAAAAGCAGUGCUGCCUACCGUGUCACAAGAACAGACUGAAAUGGGCAGAGAACAGAAUGAAACAAGCAGAGAACUUGAGCAAUUUCAGCAAUAUUUCUAUCCAGAACUGCUAGCUAACUCAGUAGAGAUUGUGGAAGUCACAGAGGUCAUUAACCCACAGCGCAUCUUCUGCAGACUCUCAAUUUUCUCCAAGAGCAGAAGAAACUCUCUGAACAGAUUCAUGAAUAUCAUGAAGGAGAUUGUCUUUUUGCAGGAAAGUCCCCAGGUCUCAGGAACUCCAUGCACAGCAAGAGGAAGCAAUGGCCAGUGGUAUCGAUCUCUACUGCAGCAGGACAUUGGAUCAGACAGUACUGUUGUGGAAGUACUACAUGUGGAUAGUGGGAAGACUGAUUUUGUCCAUGUGAGUAACAUCAGACUACUGGCUGCCAAGUUCUUGAGAUUUCCAGUCGUGACUUAUGUCUGCUCACUCCAAGGGAUCAAGAACACAGACAUUGGCUGGACAGUGGAUGAAAUUGAAUAUCUAAAAUCUUUGCUCUUGCACCAGACUGUCAUUGCCAAAUUUCAAUACAUGGACUUGGGUAUAAACUAUGUGACACUCUAUAGAGAGGACAAUGUAAACAUCAACAACCUUUUCAAGGGGAUGAAAAGAGAGAAUCUGGUGUCGGACGGUCCUCCAACUCAAGUCAAAGUGGAACAAAUUUCCUCAGAAAUACAAGACUGUGAGUCUCCCAGUCCAGACUCUCCCUCAGCAACAGAGGCUGUCCUGAAUGCAAAUUUGUUACAGGUAGGCAGUAUCUUGGACAUCAAAGUAUCUUUCAUUGAAAGUCCGACAAAAUUCUGGUGCCAGAUAGCACAAGAGAGUACAAGUCUUAAAAUCCUUAUGCAAGACAUCCAGCAUCAUUAUGCCUCCACUCCUCCACAGAAAAUGGAUGAAGACAUUUGUGUUGCUCUUAAUCCUGAUGAUGGAAAGUGGUACAGAGCCCAGAUCAUUCGAAAUUGUCAGCUUUCCCAUGUAGAUGUGCGGUACAUAGAUUAUGGAAGAACCAAAAGGGUCUCUUUGAAGGACUUGCGCCCCUUGGAACCAGUGUUUCGUAGACUCAAUCCCCAGGCUUUUCAAUGUUACCUACAGAAUUUGACCACUCCAACCAGUCCUUUUCCAAUAGAAUGGAGUGAUACUUCUUCAUUUGAGUUCCAGAACUUGGUUGACUCCAAUGUCAGCUUGAAAUGCACCAUAAAGGCAGUUAUGAAUGAUCCUCAAGGCUUCAUGGUUACUAUGUUAGUAAAUGAAACACCAUUUAAAAGUGCUUUCAAAUUAUUGGUUCAAAAAGGAGUUAAAGCCCCAGCUCCUAUGAAACCUCCACUUUCUCAUGCACUACCCAAAACCUAUAACUUCUCAUUAUACAACAUUGAAGUUGGAACAAAAGAGAAGGUGUGGAUCACUAGUGUAAAAAGCAUUGAUCAGUUCUACGGCCAACUUGAAAGAAAUUCUGCUGUAAUUGACAAACUAACAAAAGAUCUUCAGCAUCUUUGCCACCAGCCAAAGCAGAGUGCAAAAUGUCCUCAAUCAUUAGAAGCUGUUUGCAUUGCAAAAUAUACUGAUAUGCAGUGGUACAGAGGACAGAUUAAAGCAACACAUCCAAUCAUCCAGGUUAAUUUUGUUGAUUAUGGUAACACUGCAGCAGUGAGCCAAUCAGAUAUCCUUCCCUGGCCUGUAGAAGGUGACUUGCUCAUGUCAGUUCCAGUGCAAGCUGUUCUGUUUGGACUCAAUGGUGUUCCAGGACAUGUAUCGCAAAAGGUCCACAGCUGGUUUGAACAGCGUGCCACCAACCAAAGCGUUACCUUCAAAGUGGUAGGAAAAGAUUCUGGUGGAAAACUGUUAGUUGAACUGUAUGAUGGAACAAUCCAUAUAAAUGAGAAAGUCAGAGAGAAACUGAAAGAGGAGACACUAGGAAAAUGUGUUUUAGUCCAACAGCCUUCUAGCAGCUGUAAACGAUCAAGUUUUGGAUACCCAGAUGGUUUUCAGAAGGAAUUGAUUUUCCCCAAUUUUGUGCAAACGGCAACAUCUUACAGUUGGAAUGCAAGUGGAACUGCAAUAAACCACAGUAAUGCAAUGUGUUUUGCAUUGCUGCAAAAGAGAGUCGGAGAAUUUACUCUUCAACAGUCACCAGAGGACAAAACCUCAGAAAAGAAGCCAAUGGCUGAACAUGAUGGAAAUAAAUAUAGUGUCUAUAAACUUGCUGACCUUCCACUGAGACCCUUGAAACCAGGAUUGGUAACUGAGGUGUAUGUUUCACACUGCAACAGCCCUUCCAGUUUCUUCAUUCAAAUGACAAAGGAUAGAGAUAAUAUCUCUCUUGUGAGCAAACUUGUUUCACAGUCUAGUGAUGCCCCUCUGGUUGACCUGAAGAAACUCCAGUCUGAUGACUUGGUGAAUGCAGAGCAUCCCAAAAACACCUCAUGGUAUCGUGCCGUAGUAAGGAGCAAACCUGGAAAUGGAACAGUUCAUGUUGAAUUUAUAGACUUUGGAAAUGAAGCAACAAUUCCAUCUCUGAAAGUAAAACAAAUUGAUAAACAGUGCCUAGAAUAUCCCAGGUUCAGUAUUCAUUGUAUACUAGGAGGGAUAACUAAGGCUAACAAUAAAGAGACAUGGUGUGACGAGGUCAAAUUAAUGUUCAAAAAGGCUACAACAGGCAACAGUGAGAAGAAACUGGCAUGCACGUUCAUAAAGGAGAUCGGGUCUGUUUGGGAAGUCAGUCUAGAAGAUGAAGGUAUUGUUUUUGAACAUUCAGUAAAAGCUUAUCAAACAGUCCGAGCAGAUGCAUCACAUUUAUUUUCAGGUGUAAGCACAAUUCCCCUACUGUACAAGAAGCCAUGUAUUUCCCAGAACCAGACUUUAGAUGUCUAUGCAUCCUCUAUAACUGGACCCAACUACUUCUGGUGUCAACAUGCAAACUCUGAGGAACUAGACAGAAUCUCAUCAAUUGCUCAAGAGUUUGGUAAGUUAGAACUGCAAGACUCUAUCCUCAUGGAUACCUUAAGCUCCAGAAGUCCUUGCCUUGCUCUGUUUGAGGAAGACAACCGAUGGUAUCGUGCUCAGGUCAUUCACAAAACUGAUAAUCUUUUCACUGUUCUCUUUGUGGACUAUGGAAAUGAGUCCAAAGUUGAUCUCAAAGCCAUGAAGUCAAUCCCACCUUUGCUCCUAGACAGCGCCCCUCAGGCCUUUUUGUGUUCUCUGGAUGGAUUUGAGCAGUCCAAAGGUAUCUGGGAUGACAAUGCUGUGGAUGGGUUCUAUCAGCUUAUAGUUGACAAAUCAUUGAAAGUUAAAGUUCAGAAUAUGGAUGAUAACAUGGAAAAUCCCACCCCACAGUACCAGGUCAAAGUAGAGUGUGCAGAUCAUGUUAUAAACGACUUGAUGAGAAGUAACUGGUGUUGCUAUGAUUUGCAGGUCAUUAGCAAACCAUUUGAGUGCACUGUUUCAAAUGAAACUUUAAAUUUGUCUGAGUAUAAAUGUCCUACACAAGAAACAAAUCCCAAGUGGAAUUCCACUGAGCUUUCAGUGAUGGAUGGAUCACCAACCAUUAAGCAACAUUCAGAAGACAAUAUGGCAGUCAGAAGAAUCUGUUAUGAUGGUCUUGCAGGAGUCUCAAUGUUUCAUCCCAAAAGUUUGCAGGCUAGACACUCACUUCCUGGUGCACCCGUGUUUAGCAUUCAUUGUUCUUUAAAUGGACUUCUAGAUAAUCAAGACAAAAACUUUGAACAAAACUUGCUCCAGUUCAAGAAAUAUGUAAACAGUGAGAAAAAAAUUACCUGCAAGUUCAUCCAAGAGACUGGAACCACUUGGGAGGUUUGUUUUAUAGACCAGAACGACAUACUAACAGAUUCACAAAAUCUAUGUUGUUCAGCUUCAGAAUCUAAUCCUCUUGACAAGAAAAUCCCAAGUUCUGGAUCUGUGCCAUCUCAGUCCAAGGGGGCUCACAGAAAGCAUGCUACUCAGCUGCAGUUCCGGGAACCAGAUGUUUUCUUGGGACAGACUCUGGAUGUGUAUGCAUCCUCCAUUGCUGGCCCUGAAUAUUUCUGGUGCCAGUAUGCAAACUCUGAGGAACUCUGUGAAAUCUCUAAACUUUGUCAGGAUAUUGGAAAUGCAAAACAAAAGGACACAGUCCCAAGGUUUAUCCUGAACCCUGGAAGUCCUUGUCUGGCGCUCUUUUCUGAAGAUGAGCAAUGGUAUCGAGCUCAGAUUAGCAAAUGUGAUAAAAUUAUCACUGUUGUCUUUGUGGACUAUGGAAAUGAGUCUGAAAUUGAUUUGAAGUCUCUGAAGUCACUUCCAAUUCAGCUGCUGGAGCUCCCACCUCAGGCCUUUUUAUGUUCCUUGAAUGGAUUUGAGAGCUCAAAAGGCAGCUGGAAUGACAAUGCAAUUGAUAGAUUCUAUGAGCUCCUUGCUGAUAAGCCAUUAAAAGUGACUAUUCAGAAAAUUGAUUGUAACAAUGAGCUCCCCAUUCCUCAAUAUGAAGUUAAAGCAGAGUGCGAAAAGCUAGUUGUGAAUGACUUCAUGAAGAAGUUGUGUGGAGGGAGCUUCCCUGCUGAGUCUCAAUCAGAAGAGAUGUCUGACUGUUGUAGUGGCAACUGGAAGAAACCUAUGGUUGAAUCUGCUUAUUGAGCUGUUUUGGUUUAUGGGUGGGAUGGAUGUCUGACAUGUCAAGUCUAUAAUGUUUGUUCUGUAGAAAGUCAGGCCAUUCAUUGAUAGCAUACUUUUUAAAUAUCAUUGUCAGAUUCGACAACCAACCAUUUCCUAUACAAGAAUGUUGUUAAUCCACUGCCAGGGGGACCAUCCAUAUUCAGAGUUUCCAGGGGAGCAGUUCCUGGUAUUGUGCAAUCAUACUAGAAACUACUGGAGACCCAAAGUUCAUGUACAAUACAUAGACAAUGGGCAAUUAGCAAAUGUUUCAUCCCUCAAAGUUUGCAGGCUAGACACUCACUUCCUGGAGCACACGUUGUUUUAGCAUUCAUUGUACUUUAAGUGGACUUGUAGACAGUCAAGACAAAGACUUUUGAACAAAACUUGAUCCAGUCCAAAAAAGUUGUAGACUGAGAAAAAAAUUACCUGCAAGUUCAUCCAAGAGAUUUCCUAGUUCUCUGCUGCUCAGAGGUGUGUACUCAUUUUCAAACGCCUUGCAUGCUCUGUCUUCAGCUGCUCUCUUCGAAGGAAAAAACGUAUAUGCAAACAGUAGGCCCUCUGUGGAAUCGGUUUGACACCUGCGUGCGUACAUGCUUGAGUAUAAUUCAUGUUACAGUAUGUGAUAGAAGGAUUUAAUUAUUGUUUUAAUUGUGGUUACUGCAAUACAUACUUGUCCAAUGCCAGUGACCUAAGUUGCCUUUGCAAAAUCUCUGAAGUGCUACUGAACAUGAACAGAUUUUGAAAUUGAAUUUCAAAGGACAUUUUGAUGUGUAAUCUGUCUUUGUUUGGAUUUAUGGAAUUGAAAGCAAUAAAUUUGGACUUGAAAUGCA